UUGGGGGUUGAAGUUCGCUGCGGGGGUUCGACUGCCCCCCCCCCCUUAACCCAGGGGCUGCUCUUCAGGGGUCCCGGAGGGGGUCCUCGGGGGUCCCUUGGCGGCAGGGGGAGGCUUGGGGGUCGGGAGCGGGGAGGGAAAUCGACAGGGGGGGGGGCAUCAGCGGAGAUCGUCUUGAGUGACGCCGUGCGGGUCAGCAUUGCCAUGGCUGCCGCUUCCGGCAAGAAAGGAAAUCGCUCUGGCAAGGCCCCGCGGCGCGGCGACGUCUCCUCCGGCGCCCUGCCCGGCGGCGGCGGCGGCGGCGCCGGCGGCGGGCCGCCCUCCAUCUCCGACACGGAGCUGCUGUCCCUGCCGGUGCGCGAGCUGAACCGGCGUCUGCGCGCCGCGGGCCCCGAGGAGGCGGCGCGGCUGAAGACGCGCCGGCGCACGCUCAAGAACCGCGGCUACGCCGCCAACUGCCGGGCGCAGCGCUCGGAGCAGCGCGCCGUGCUCGAGGAGCAGCGCUCGCACCUGCAGGCCGAGGUGACGGCGCUGAGCCGUGAGGCGGGCGCCAUGCGCUCGCAGCUGGCGCGCAUGCAGGCGCAGUACCGCGCCCUGCAGAGCCUGGCGCGCGACACGGCCGCCGGCGGCGGUGCCGGCGCCGCCGAUGCUGCCGGGGACGGCGACGACGCUCGGAGCGACGGCGCGGACGGCGCCGGCGGCGGCGGGGACAGCGCUCGGAGCGACGGAUCAGCGGCGCGGCAGUAGACGCACGCGGCCACGUGGGUUGCGGGCUCUGUAGGCGGCCGGGGUCACCGGGGGUCACCGGGGGUCACCGGGGUCGUCGCGACGACGAGGAGACGAUGGGGGACGAGGCCGGUUCGUGGG
Messenger RNA from Lethenteron reissneri (Far Eastern brook lamprey), 867 nucleotides. RefSeq names its product transcription factor MafK-like. Gene Ontology annotation, cellular component: nucleus. Gene Ontology annotation, molecular function: RNA polymerase II cis-regulatory region sequence-specific DNA binding; DNA-binding transcription factor activity, RNA polymerase II-specific. NCBI's taxonomy places the organism in Eukaryota, Metazoa, Chordata, Hyperoartia, Petromyzontiformes, Petromyzontidae. Gene Ontology annotation, biological process: regulation of transcription by RNA polymerase II. The record is from RefSeq and is a predicted model, not a curated record.